Molecule: messenger RNA, 489 nt
Organism: Pestalotiopsis fici W106-1
Lineage: Eukaryota; Fungi; Ascomycota; Sordariomycetes; Amphisphaeriales; Sporocadaceae
Exons: 1
Coding region: 1-489 (162 amino acids)
Source: RefSeq, a predicted model, not a curated record
AUGCUGUCCUUUUGGUCUCGGUUUGCCACGCCGCUCUAUCAAAACACCGGCUCCGUGGCGCGUGACCAUCUGGCCUCGGAACGGACAUUUCUGGCCUGGAUCCGGACGGGUCUCGGGUUCGUCGCCCUCGGCAUUGCCGUGGAGCGCUUCUCACAGCUCGACCUUUCAGAACUGGUUGCACCCCACCUACAACAGCAACAACAGUCUCUGGAAGAGGUUGAGCACGAGCGGCGCCGCAAGGCUCAGGAUAAGCAGCAUUCGCAUGUCCUGGUGGGCACCCUGAUGGCCCUGGGUUCCGGGAGUAUUCUCUAUGGUACGGGGCGGUAUUUUGGAAAUUUGCGAAAUCUCGAGAGGGGUCUCUUUCGGCCGGCGUUCCACGGGACCGCGGUUCUAGGCGCGGCCGUGGCAGGGCUUGCUGGCGGUGUCUUUGGAAGUGCCGUGGCGAGGCGCAAGCCAGAGAGGGAGGCGACGGGGAGAGGCACAUUAUGA